CCAUUCACUCAAGAGACCCUUUGCGACGACGCGAAACAGAUGCCGAAGGACUAAACAGCUGUGCCGGAACAUUGCUCGCGACGCGAUAAGAGCCCGUCAUGGCGCUGAAACAAUGCAGCAUGUGCGAGCGUACGUUUACCAAGCUUGAGCACGUCAAGCGACACGAGAGGUCGCACACACGCGAGCGACCGUAUGAGUGCCCGACAUGCAAGAAACACUUCUCCAGAAGCGACGUCCUAUUUCGACAUUGCAAAGGCCAUGCGCAAAAUGCCAUGAAUCGGAUGAAAAACAAUGAGCAGCAAAAUCGUCACGAACAGCAAGACUUUCGUCACCACUCGCUAGAUGACACUCACACUCCUCGCGGAACUGCGUUACGAAGCGGAAACGGCCCGACUCCGGCAGCGACACCACAAGUCCGAGAAGACCCCAGCUUGUCGCCAUUAUCGAGGAGAAGAGAAUCGCAGCUACAGCAAGUCAAUGGGGAAGGCCAAUUUCUAUCGCCAAAUACACAUCCUCGGCAACCUUCGAGAUUACAGCCACUGUCACCAGGCGAAGACCGUAUCGAAGCGCUCAUCAAUGCAGCACAGCAUCUCGAACCAUCGGCGGACACACCCUGGCGGUCACCAUCACCUAUGAUUAUCGCGCGGUCGGAUAGUGGACAUAUGAUGAAUCGCACCCACCACGAAAGUAUGGGUCCGCCCAUCGACCCGGCGAUGGAGGCCCUCUCCUUCUCGCCAGCUGCACACGUGUCGAGCCUGGAUCAAUGGGCUUUUGAGCUAGUACAAAGCAAUAAUCCAGUCCCGAAUCGAACACCAGCCGAUGCAUUGCAAACGUGGCUCUUUCCCUUGGAAAGCGACAUGCAUACGCCCCACGGCUCGCAUCACAUGGGAGUAGAUGGCUUCUUUGACCACGAGGCAUUCCGUGCACUUCCAGAUAACCAGCCCAGCCCAUCCGGCAGUAGUGUCUCUAUAGCGAGUAGAGUCCCACGAGAACGAUUCCAGCGGGUGCAAAGUUGUUGGCCUUCGCGGAAUCCGAAGUCUUCGCGACUAAUGCCAGAGCUAUGGCAAAGUCUGGUCACUUGCGAUUGCACGAACAUUCUUUCCGAGGUCUCCUCUGGAACUGUGGACACGCCCAUAAGCGAAAGGGAACGGAGAAAUUCGCGCUGGGGCCUCGAUGAAGAGUGUAGAAGCAUGCUCCAGGGUGCUUUGAACAAUGUGCCACUGUCUGGCCCGACGCGAUCAGAGUCCUAUGGCGACACUGCAUCUUCAAGUGGAGACGCAGCAGGAAGCCCAAGCAUCGAUAAUGUACGAUUUCCACCCGCAGAGAUUCUGGACAUCGCAAUGGAAAUGUACCUCUACUACUUCCAUCCUACGCUCCCCAUCAUCCACAUUCCGACAUUCUCGGCAAAGAAUUCACCCCGGCCUUUACUACUGUGCAUGUGCCUCAUUGGUCUUAGUAUUUUGGGUACAGCAGGCGCGGCAAAGUUUGUCACACGAACAUUCCCGGCUGUACUACAAAUAGUUUUUACGGAGCUUCAAUCCCUAUCAUCAGCCAAUCAUCCACCUCAUAGACAAAUGCGCAUCAUUGCAACGAGCUUACUCGCUCUGAAUCUCGCGUCUAUAACGGGGCGGAAGAGUCGCAUAGCGCAGGCCGAGAAGAUGUACGCGGAGCUAAUAACGGUUGCUCACAAACAAGGACUAUUCUCCGCCAAUGAAGGUGUAAAAGUAGAUGCUCUUCUUGAAGAGGUCGUGGAUAUCGAUGCAAAAUGGAAGGCGUGGUCGAAGAUUGAAUGCGGUAAAAGGAUCAUCUUUGGUCUCAUCGAAGCAGAUUGCUGGUGGGCAGCCUAUCUUUCCACUACACCCAUGAUCCGGCCGGAAACAGUCCAAAUCCUCCCUCCCUCAGAUUACACCCUCUACCACGUCAACUCGGCGAGUAAAUGGUUCCACCUCGUGCAACGCGGCUCCAAAAUUCACUCGAACAAAAUCACGCCAUCCUUCCAUCCAACACCAGGGCUGAAGCUCGACGCAUCAAGUUUCCGAAGUCUUUUGACUUUGCUACUACUCCGCAUCUACGAGUCAAACGAGCGCCUCGCCUCCGGCACAGGUGUUUCCCAGAAACAUCUCGAACCCUGGCGCAUCUACGCCGAGGACCCGCGGAGCAGGGAUAUCUUGCCCCUCCUGGUGAACCUGUCGUCGUCUUCCAUCGACGCACUGCGCACCGCUGACCUCAAUUCUGCUGUCCUCUGGCACGCAUCCUGCAUGAUCCUCGGCGCAAACAUGCGCUACUUCGAGAUCGCCGCAGGGCGCUCAGGGCCAGAGCCCGCUGUCAACGCACUAGAAGACAUAUCCGCAUGGUCACAAACUCCAGCCGCGCGCCGCUCCGUCCUUCACGCUGCGCAUAUUUACAAACUACUUUUCGACCGCAAGGUAUCUGAUAUCGUUAAUCCGCACAGCGUGGUCGCCUUGUUCCACGCGGCGCUUGUGCUGGGCCUGUAUAUCUUCACGUUACCUCCAGAACCAAUACCAAUACCUCCUACUUCGGCAGCAGCAGCAGCGUGCGGAGGCCUAAAUAUCGAACCAUGUAUCGAGCUGCUCGACAUCGUAGACUGGAUUUCCGUCGGCCAAUUCGGCCUUAUCGACCACCGCGCACAAUCGCCUCUUAAUAACAACAGCAGCAGCAAUGGCAAUAAUAACAGUAAUAAUAACAGCACCUCCUCUUCCGCAAUAAAAUUCAUUCGUUCUGGUGGGACCUUUAGCAUUACGGGCGUCCCGAUGGAGGGCGGGUAUCUCGCUGCACGCCGAACGCUACUACACUGUGCGGAUCUGAUGGAGGGCAUGGGCAGGUGGAAGAGUCGUACUUUCUCGCAGAUUCUACAUAUUAUGAGUGAUGAUUUGACGGAUUACGAAGGGUUGGAUGAUGGCGAGGAAGGAGAAGGAGAAGGAGCAGAAGCAUGACGGUUGCGGUCGUCCUCUUCCUCGUUGUGCUUGUCUAUCACGCAACUGAGGGAUUUAUGGGGAAGAGGACGACUGUUAGGUUGAGUUGGGUGAGAUAAUAGUAAGAAAAAAGAGUGCGGUGUGUGUAUAGGUGUUCUUGGUUGGAGUAAAGAUAUGAUGCAUAGGUUGGUGUUGUAAGCGAUUGGGUUGUUUAGCAUUUAUGGGCGAGUAUCAAAGGCUUAUGGCUAUCGUCAUUGAAUCUAUCUAUCAGGCUAUACAUCUUCCAGCGCAAAGCCUCCGAGAACACUGAACCCUCGCCCUCAAGUCGACCCAGUAAAACUACUAUAGGAAGUCCGAGGUCUACAUCUUACACCUUCAACCCUGUAAGCUUCUCCACAAGCAUAUCAAACGCCCCGU
This is a messenger RNA of Cucurbitaria berberidis CBS 394.84, 3350 nucleotides long. RefSeq lists its product as uncharacterized. Bases 99 to 2954 code for a protein of 951 amino acids. Gene Ontology annotation, molecular function: zinc ion binding; RNA polymerase II cis-regulatory region sequence-specific DNA binding; DNA-binding transcription factor activity, RNA polymerase II-specific. Gene Ontology annotation, biological process: DNA-templated transcription; regulation of transcription by RNA polymerase II. The transcript has 7 exons. The record is from RefSeq and is a predicted model, not a curated record. Lineage: Eukaryota; Fungi; Ascomycota; Dothideomycetes; Pleosporales; Cucurbitariaceae. Gene Ontology annotation, cellular component: chromatin.